This is a messenger RNA of Pyrus x bretschneideri (Chinese white pear), 2518 nucleotides long. RefSeq lists its product as uncharacterized. The record is from RefSeq and is a predicted model, not a curated record. The transcript is spliced from 10 exons. Bases 371 to 2233 code for a protein of 620 amino acids. Lineage: Eukaryota; Viridiplantae; Streptophyta; Magnoliopsida; Rosales; Rosaceae.
GACGACGCUUUAUCAAAUUCAAAGGUCUAAAACCUCGUCGUUUUCUGCUGUUUCCUUCAGAACUCUGUCAUCUGUGUUCUUUUGCUGCUUUCUUUUACUUCACUCUGUUUGAGAGAGAGAGAGAGAGAGAGAGAGAGAGAGAGAGAACUAACAAACAACAACACCAAAUGCAAAUGUAGCCAUUUCCUUUUCUGAGUCUUACCCACUUCAACUUUCCCGCUCUCUUAACCAUUUAUGAAAUAUAAUCUCUCUCUCUCUCUCUCGCUCUUUCUCUCUCUAGUUGUCAUCCGUCUGUUCAUCUUUUCAGGAUGCAUUAAAUUUGCAUCAUAGUUUAGUUUUCUCUGUUUUUUUUUUUCCAGAAUAAAAAAAGAUGAAUACCAGAGUACGCACUAAUCUGCAGACCAUGAAAGCUGCUGCUGCUAUGAACCAUGAUAUUAAUAAAAAGGAGAAGAAAAUGGAGACUCAGAAGAGCAGAGCAAUGGGAAUUGAUAGAACUGCAAUCAAUCGGCGUAAAUCGAACCGAGAACGAAAAAUGGCAUUGCAGAAAGAUGUUGAUAAGCUGAAGAAGAAGCUCAGACAUGAAGAGAAUGUCCACAGAGCAUUGGAAAGGGCUUUUACAAGACCAUUGGGUGCUCUGCCUCGUCUUCCUCCUUAUCUCCCUCCACAUACAUUAGAACUUCUGGCUGAAGUAGCUGUUUUGGAAGAGGAGGUUGUUCGGCUCGAAGAACAGGUUGUUAAUUUUCGACAAGGCCUGUAUCAGCAGGCUGUGUACCUGUCCUCCAAGAGUAGUGUCGAAACUUUGAAUGAUUCGAUUGAGCAGACCCCGAUUCGAGGCUCUAAACAUCAGAGGUCAAAAUCUUUGUCACACAAUGAGUUCAUGUCAGCAACAUCGGCCAGCAGGCUUCAACCUUCUCUUGCUCGCUGUGCUUCGAGCAGAAGGAUGAUGUCCACUGAUCAUAUCGUCUCCGAUCGAACGGGGAAUUGUUCUACCAGGCAAGUCAAUGGAAAACAAACUCCCAGGAAACCCAAUUCCUUCACAACUAUUGCAGAAGAUGGUAGAGGAAAAGAGAAUUGGUUAUGUCCUAAUGCAGCGAAGGACAAGCAGUCUCCUGACAAGAAAACUGCUAAAAUUGUAACCCCAGUGAAAAAAUCUCGUAUGAAACAUGAAUCCGUGGCAAAAUCUUCGGACUCUUUGAAGUUAGAGCCAGAGUGCAGAUUAGUAGACCAGGAAAGAAUACAUGAGAGUUCAUCUAGUUCUUCGGAUGAUAGGGUUCUGGAAGCUGAUAACACUCCUAACAAAGUGUCUGAGGACAUUGUGAAGUGUUUGUCCAGCAUUUUUGUGAGGAUGAGCAGUUUGAAGGACAAGAUAGAGGAAUUGGGAAGUUCUAGAUCAACAUUAUCUGCUCAUGCAUCAAAUGGAGAGACAGGGUUUCGAGAUCCUUAUGGUAUUUGUUUGGAAUUCAGAGACAUAGACAUUGGCCCCUAUAAACACCUCCGUUCAAUUGAUAUUGGUUCGAUUGAUCUCAACAGAACAACAAGCGCGUUGAUUCUGAUGCACAGAUUAAAGUUCCUACUUGGAAAGCUUGCCACAGUGAGUCUAGAAGGUCUUAACCAUCAGCAAAAGCUUGCAUUUUGGAUCAACACUUAUAAUUCCUGCAUGAUGAAGGCAUUUUUAGAGCAUGGGAUACCUGAGACUCCUGAAAUGGUUGUAGCACUAAUGCAAAAGGCAACAAUAGGUGUCGGGGGGCACCCACUGAACGCAAUUACAAUCGAGCAUUUCAUUUUAAGACUGCCUUAUCACUUGAAAUUUACAUGUCCAAAAGCUGCGAAAAAUGAUGAGAUGAAAGCUCGCAGCAUUUUCGGAUUAGAGUGGUCUGAACCCUUGGUUACAUUUGCACUUUCGUGCGGAAGCUGGUCCUCCCCUGCAGUGAGAGUGUACUCAGCAGCUCAUGUGGAAGAAGAGUUGGAAGCAGCAAAAAGGGAGUAUAUACAGGCGGCAGUUGGCAUUUCAAGGACAAACAAACUGAUCAUCCCCAAGCUUUUGGAUUGGUAUUUACUCGAUUUCGCAAAGGAUUUGGAAUCAUUGGUGGACUGGAUUUGCAUGCAGCUACCAAAUGAACUGAGAAAUGAUGCAGUUCAAUGCCUUGAAAGGAGGGGAAGAGACGAACCCAUUUCACAGUUGGUGCAAAUAAUGCCAUACAAUUUCACCUUCAGGCUGCUCUUACAGAAAUGACAGACACGUUUUUUUUUUUUUUUUGUCAAAAGUUUUUGGUCCAAUUCUUUAGUAUGCAUAGUUUUGUGAACAGUGGUUAUGGUGGUGGGUUUGAUGAGGGAAACUUGAUAGGGACCGGUAGCUUUCACAUCGGGUAAGACCAAUGUACUGGUCGAGUGUGACCAAAAUACAGAAGGUUCGUGCUUUUCUGAGUUGCCCUGACGCGAGUUUUUCUCGGGUUUGUAUAUUGGUAUAGUAAACAAGGUACUGAAGUACAUAUAAAAUUGGGUUUGGGAAAGAGGGCAA